UUAACAAUUUAAAACAUAAAAAAUUUGCCACCCCCUAAAAAUUACCGCCCUAGGCUCGAGCCUCACGAGCCUAGUGAAUAAUCCGUUACUGAAGGUGAUGCUAUCACGAUGAUCGUUUUGUUUUGAUCGGCAGGGCUUUGAACUACCCGCCGAGCCAAGAGAUCUUCAGGAAACUGUACAUCACCACGCACACGAGACUGACGCCGUAUUUCGUGGGAAUGUACGCGGCCCACGUUUACCGAGGCAUACGAGCCAGCGAGCCGAACUACAAGUUUUCACAUCCGACGCUGCGUUUGUGGGCGAUUUUCUGGAGCUACAUAGCGUGGAUGACGUCCGUCGUCUACUUCUACGAGUACGAUUACAACCUCUGGGUCAGCGUGGUUUACGCGUUCGCGUUCCGUCUGGUGUUUGCCGUGCUCGUUUCGGCAUUCAUCAUCGUUUCCACCGUGAACUCUUGUUUCCAAGGAACUUGGAAACUUAUAUUUGCACCGAUUAGCAGGCUCGCAUAUUCGGCGUACAUAGGAGGACUCACCAUGCAAUUAUAUUAUACAGCAUCAACACGCACACCAUUGUAUUUCAAUCUAAUACGACUCACAUGGAUUACAAUAGGUGAUAUAACGAAUGGAUUUUUUAUUGCAUUUUUCUUGUACAUGUUGAUCGAGAGUCCGUUUGAAAAUCUGCUUAAACUAUUGAUUGGUAAAAUGAAAGAAGAAAUACACAAAGCUGAAGAACGAACACCCAACGAUGUAGAAAUGACACCAAGGAAUAUAGAAGAAUAAUGAUAGUAAAUAGAAAUACAAGUAUAUUUACAAGAUGUAAAAAAAUCGAAUAAGCCAGCAAAAUGAUUAUGGGAGUAAAUAUAUGUAUGCAUACGUAUUAUCAGUAACAGUUGGACGAUAAAUAUGAAAUUGUCCUAUUUAUUAAUAUUUUUACUACCUUUGACAAUCAUUACUAGGCAACACAUGAGACAGCCCAGAUGUAUUAUAAUUCAAAUUAGAAACCAGUGUAUGAAAAUGAUGCAUGGCCAGAUAAAAUAAUAUUAUCGACUACCACCCAUUUGUACAAGCUAUCAUAUUUUUUACUUAGUAAACAUAAUGAGCUGAAAAGUUGAAUUCUUUAUGUAAUUCAAAGUUUCCUCGAAGUAUAUGCACCCGGCAGUGUUAAUCAGGAAUAUAUAAUUACAUGUAUAGAAUUAUAUGCGAAAGAUAGAGAACAUCCAUUUUUUUUUGUCUUGAAAAAUCGAUUAUAUUAUUAU
Sipha flava (yellow sugarcane aphid) is the source of this 1255-nucleotide messenger RNA. RefSeq lists its product as uncharacterized. NCBI's taxonomy places the organism in Eukaryota, Metazoa, Arthropoda, Insecta, Hemiptera, Aphididae. The transcript has 4 exons. Bases 219 to 779 code for a protein of 186 amino acids. The record is from RefSeq and is a predicted model, not a curated record.